Molecule: messenger RNA, 1502 nt
Organism: Podospora pseudocomata
Lineage: Eukaryota; Fungi; Ascomycota; Sordariomycetes; Sordariales; Podosporaceae
Exons: 4
Coding region: 483-1502 (339 amino acids)
Source: RefSeq, a predicted model, not a curated record
AAUAAGCUUUGGACGUUUUGUUCAGGUUUGUCUUGUCUUUUCAUGAUCUCCAAGCUUACGAAAUAGACCACAAUUGGCGAACCAAGCUCACCCAAGUUUCGGCACAGAUCCGGGAUCCGGACAGGCAACUAUAUGCAAGCAAUUAUCAGCCCCAUUUGCUAUGAAUCUAUUUUUUCCUAGACUCAUUUGCCGGUACUCCCCAGUGCCGAGAAGCAAUGCGGCAGCAGCCAUGCCGACCAACUUAUCCAUCAAUCAGAUGACUGGCCUUGGAGUACCGGCUCCAAGUUAGACGACCUCUCUAUAUUGACCUCCAAAAUAGACAAGAUCAGCCAAAAAUUUCAAAUGAAUCCAGCACACCUCCAGCGGUGAUAUCACCAAACUUUGCCCCCUUGGCCAUGACAUUUAGCCAUGCCUUCCGACUCUUUCAUUCUUGUCGUUGUUGAUAUCGACAACCACAGAGACUGAGUCGCGACACCUCCAACAUGCACAUACGUUUCCUUGCAGCCGUGGCGCUGACAGCGUCGACGGCAAGCGCCCUGCUACGCUUCUCAUGCUCGCAGCUCGUGGUUGAGCGACUUGACCCCUUGGUCAAUCCUGGAAUGGCUCCAUCUCCACAUCUUCACCAAAUCGUCGGAGGCAAUGCAUUCAACGUCACGAUGGAUCCAGCAACACCACCUCCCUCUCAGGCGACAUGCACCACUUGCACCUUCGCCGACGACUUUUCCAAUUACUGGACAGCCAUCCUCUACUUCCGUGCUCGGAAUGGGUCGUUUAUUCGGGUGCCGCAAAAGCCAAAUAUGGGGUUUGAAGCUGCCAAUGGUGGCAUGACGGUCUAUUACACGCCCUUCUUCACUGGCCGUGGGGGGCCGGGCACCGUCACAGCUUUCAGACCUGGUUUCCGAAUGCUGAUCGGCAAACAAGAAUACCGCACCCGCGAAGAAGCCUCGAGAUUCCGACAACUUACAUACACAUGUCUGCAAAACAUUCUGACCCGCACUGGAGAGACGCUCGAUAUGCCCAAGCGGCCUUGCCCGGCAGGAAUCAUGUCAAAUGUCCGAUUUCCAACUUGCUGGGAUGGCAAGAAUCUCGACACGCCCGACCACAUGGCACAUGUUGCCUACCCUGCAUCUGGUACCUUCGAGAACAAUGGCCCAUGCCCGGCAUCUCACCCCGUCAAGAUUCCACAGCUCUUCUUUGAAGUUAUUUGGGACACAUCCAAGUUCAAUGCAAAGGACCUAUGGCCCGAAGAUGGCAGCCAGCCAUUUGUCUGGAGCCAGGGCGACGAGACUGGGUUCGGAAAUCACGGUGAUUAUGUUUUUGGCUGGAAAGACAACGCUUUGCAAAUUGCCAUGGACUCCAAUUGCGAUAGGUGCCCACAGCUCAAGUCUCAGAGCUUAGCCACGGGAAACAAAUGCAUAGGCCCUCUCCAUGUGCGCGAGAAGAUUGAUGGCUGGUUGGAUGCUAUUCCUGGGCUGACGCCUGACCUCAAGUAUCGGAACUAA